AUGGAAGCUAAUAAUCCACCUCCAGGAGAAGAAUUGAUGGAGUCAAUUCUCGCUCCUCUUUUCACGAGGCCGAACUCUAGCAUAGUCAGGCCACCGAUAGAUGCCAACAACCAUGACAUCCAUCCGUCGCUGAUUACUUUGGUGGAGAAGAAUCCUUUUGGUGGAGAAGACUACGAAGAUCCCCAUGACUUUAUGGAUAGAUUUCUGAGAAUCUGUGAUACAACCAAACAUCAUGGAGUAUCCGAUGAUGCAAUCAAACUCCAGUUGUUUCCUUUUGCUUUGACCGGAAAAACCCUGAGAUGGUUGGAUCGACAAGCUCCUAACAGUAUCCGCACAUGGAACGAGUUGGCAUCCAAGUUCUUUGCUGAGCACUUUUCCAGGGAAAAGUACAAUAAGUUGGUGAAUGAAAUCAGCAACUUCACUCAACAACCGGGAGAGACUCUGUGUGCAGCCUGGACCAGAUUCCAGGAGUUGAUCAGAAAAUGCCUCCAAUACGACUUGCCAGAUACCAAGAAGGUCAGAGUCUUCUACAAUGGAAUGACACCAGAUUCUAGAAUGGUUGUCAACGGUGCAGUCAGUGGAACCAUAGGAAAGAAGACAACAGCUCAAACUCUGGAGCUGAUUGAUUACAUGGCAUGGAACGAGAAUGCUUCAAUGGAAGUUCACCCGGUUCAACCAGUUCAACCGAAGAAAGGACUUCUGCAGCUGGGGAACAAUGAUGCAUCACUAGCGGAGCAAAAGAUUAUAUCUCAACAGCUAGCUAGCAUGAAUGCUAAGUUAGACAAGAUGCAAAUCUCUACAGCUCAGGUUAAUUCAGUUAACUGCGAGUACUGCAAAGGGGAGCAUGAGACUAAUGAGUGCCCAACACUCAUGGGAGCUGAACCAUUCCAGAGGAAUCAGAAUGGUGCUCAAGGAAGCAAUUUUCAAAGGAGAAGUCAAGGUGGAGGGUUGGAUUAUAAAUCCAACAAUUAUUUGCAACCUCCUCCUCUUCCACAUAAAGAGCUAUCUGAACUAGAGAAAGCAAUGUUGCAGAUUUCCAAGACCACAAAUGAUCACAUGCAGAUUACUGAUGCCUUCAUGAAUGAGACAAGAGCCUAUCACAAAAUUCAAGAUGCUUCCAUUCGGAACUUGGAGAACCAGAUAGGCCAGUUGUCUGCUAGCUGA
Messenger RNA from Gastrolobium bilobum, 1164 nucleotides. RefSeq lists its product as uncharacterized. The record is from RefSeq and is a predicted model, not a curated record. Bases 1 to 1164 code for a protein of 387 amino acids. The transcript is spliced from 2 exons. Lineage: Eukaryota; Viridiplantae; Streptophyta; Magnoliopsida; Fabales; Fabaceae.